Messenger RNA from Cynocephalus volans (Philippine flying lemur), 4613 nucleotides. RefSeq names its product semaphorin 5A (gene SEMA5A). Gene Ontology annotation, molecular function: semaphorin receptor binding; chemorepellent activity. Lineage: Eukaryota; Metazoa; Chordata; Mammalia; Dermoptera; Cynocephalidae. Gene Ontology annotation, biological process: axon guidance; semaphorin-plexin signaling pathway; positive regulation of cell migration. The record is from RefSeq and is a predicted model, not a curated record. The transcript is spliced from 23 exons. Bases 443 to 3667 code for a protein of 1074 amino acids.
UUUGCCACCUCGCCCGUCGCCCCCGCUGGGCACGAGCCUGCCCAUCCACCGGUCCGCCGGGCGCGCGCCCGAGGACCGUGCGCCUGGCAGCGGAGUCGGCGCCCCCAGCCCGAAGCGCCGCGAGUAGGGGUGGCUCUAGGGAAGUGGCAGGGGGCGGCGACGGCGGCUGGCUCGACUCCCGUCGCCGGGCGCUGAAGAGGAACCACGGAGUCGCUUCGGGCCCCCAGGCUCCGGAUGACUGGCACAAAGAGCGCGCCCCAGACCUGCGUUGGUGUGUGAGAACUGGGCUGGCACGCCCACCUGGCCUUACAGUCUCCGUGUGAUUCAUGACUGAGGAAACGCGUCCACUGCCCUGUCUCUCCUUGGCACCUUCCACACAUGCAGAGAAGACGAGCUUCUGGUUAGAAGACGCACACCCGGAGUCGAAGGCCCCUUGCCCACCAUGAGGGGAACCUGCGUCAUCGCGUGGCUGUUCUCAAGCCUGGGGCUAUGGAGACUCGCCCACCCAGAGGCAUGGGACGCUUCUCAGUGCCAGAGAGCUGAGCACCCAGUCAUCUCCUAUCAAGAAAUUGGCCCCUGGUUACGGGAGUUCAGAGCGAAGAAUGCUGUGGAUUUCUCGCAGUUAACAUUUGACCCAGGACAGAAAGAACUUGUUGUAGGAGCAAGAAACUACCUCUUCAGGUUACAGCUUGAGGAUCUGUCUCUUAUCCAGGCUGUGGAGUGGGAGUGUGAUGAGGCUACCAAGAAGGCCUGUUACAGCAAGGGCAAAUCAAAGGAGGAAUGUCAGAACUACAUCCGGGUGCUCUUGGUAGGAGGCAACCGGCUGUUCACCUGUGGGACCAAUGCCUUCACGCCUGUCUGCACCAACCGCUCGUUGAGUAACCUGACCGAGAUCCAUGAUCAGAUCAGCGGCAUGGCCCGCUGUCCCUACAGUCCCCAGCACAAUUCCACGGCUCUCCUCACAGCCGGCGGGGAGCUCUACGCAGCUACGGCCAUGGAUUUCCCGGGACGUGAUCCUGCCAUUUACCGAAGUCUGGGCAUCUUACCUCCUCUCCGCACUGCACAGUACAAUUCUAAAUGGCUCAAUGAACCAAACUUCGUGUCAUCUUAUGACAUUGGGAAUUUCACCUACUUCUUUUUCCGAGAAAAUGCCGUGGAGCACGACUGUGGGAAAACUGUGUUCUCAAGAGCAGCCAGGGUCUGCAAGAAUGACAUUGGGGGGCGGUUCCUUCUGGAGGACACCUGGACCACGUUCAUGAAGGCGCGUCUGAACUGCUCCCGCCCUGGGGAGGUCCCCUUCUACUACAACGAGCUGCAGAGCACUUUCUUCCUGCCAGAGCUGGAUCUGGUCUAUGGCAUCUUCACCACCAAUGUCAACAGCAUCGCUGCCUCGGCUGUGUGUGUCUUCAACCUGAGUGCCAUCUCGCAGGCCUUCACUGGGCCCUUCAAGUACCAGGAGAACUCGCGCUCCGCCUGGCUGCCUUAUCCCAACCCCAACCCCAACUUCCAGUGCGGCACCGUGGACCAGGGCCUGUACGUGAACCUGACAGAGAGAAACCUGCAGGAUGCUCAGAAGUUCAUUCUGAUGCACGAGGUGGUGCAGCCGGUGACCACAGUGCCAGCCUUCAUGGAGGACAACAGCCGCUUCUCCCACGUGGCUGUCGACGUGGUGCAGGGCAGAGAUGUGCUCGUCCACAUCAUCUACUUAGCCACAGAUUACGGCACCAUUAAGAAAGUGCGGGCACCCCUGAAUCAGACCUUGGGUAGCUGUCUGCUGGAGGAGAUCGAGCUCUUCCCUGAGAGGCGGAGGGAGUCCAUCAGGAGCCUGCAGAUCCUCCACAGCCAGAGCGUCCUGUUCGUGGGCCUGCGGGAGCAUGUGGCCAAGAUCCCUCUGAAGAGGUGCCACUUCCACCACAUGCGCAGCACCUGCAUAGGGGCCCAGGACCCUUACUGUGGCUGGGACAUGGUGAUGAAGAAAUGCACGAGCCUCGAGGAGAGCCUGAGCAUGUCACAGUGGGAACAGAGCAUCUCCACCUGCCCGACCAGGAAUCUCACAGUGGAUGGGCACUUCGGGGCGUGGUCUCCAUGGACACCCUGCACGCACACGGAUGGCAGCAGCGUGGGAUCCUGCCUCUGUCGAGCCCGCUCCUGCGACAGCCCCACGCCGCAGUGUGGUGGCUCACCGUGCGAGGGCCCCAGCAUGGAGAUCGCCAACUGUUCCAGGAAUGGAGGCUGGACCCCCUGGACUUCGUGGUCUCCCUGCAGCACCACCUGUGGGAUCGGCUUCCAGGUGCGGCAGCGGUCCUGCAGCAACCCCACUCCUCGGCACGGGGGCCGGGUGUGCGUGGGACAGAACCGCGAGGAGAGAUACUGCAAUGAGCACUUGCUGUGCCCCCCACAUGUGUUCUGGACAGGCUGGGGUCCCUGGGAACGGUGCACAGCCCAGUGCGGGGGCGGCAUUCAAGCUCGCCGCAGGACCUGUGAGAAUGGGCCCGACUGUGCAGGCUGUAACGUGGAGUACCAGUCGUGUAACACCAACGCCUGUCCUGAGCUAAAGAAGACCACACCCUGGACACCCUGGACCCCUGUCAACAUCUCGGACAAUGGUGGCCACUACGAGCAGCGAUUCCGAUACACAUGCAAAGCCCGCCUGCCUGACCCAAAUUUACUGGAAGUGGGAAGACAGAGGAUCGAAAUGCGCUACUGUUCUAGUGACGGCAGCAGCGGCUGCUCCCCGGAUGGGCUUUCUGGUGAUUUCCUGCGUGCUGGCAGAUACUCUGCUCAUACCGUCAAUGGGGCUUGGUCAGCCUGGACGUCAUGGUCCCAGUGCAGCCGCGACUGCAGCCGGGGCAUUCGGAACCGGAAGCGUGUUUGCAACAACCCUGAGCCCAAGUAUGGGGGCAUGCCUUGCCUGGGCCCAUCCCUGGAAUACCAGGAAUGCAACAUUUUGCCCUGCCCAGUGGAUGGUGCAUGGUCUUGCUGGUCUUCCUGGUCAAAAUGCUCAGCAACGUGUGGCGGCGGACACUACAUGAGGACCCGUUCAUGCACGAAUCCCGCUCCGGCCUACGGAGGGGACAUCUGCCUGGGGCUGCACACAGAAGAGGCGCUCUGUAACACGCAGCCCUGCCCCGAGAGCUGGUCGGAGUGGUCAGCCUGGUCCGAGUGUGACGCGUCUGGUGUCCAAGUCCGGGGCCGCCAGUGCAUCCUUCUGUUCCCUGUGGGCACCCAGUGUUCCGGAAACACCACGGAGAGCCGCCCAUGUGUUUUUGAUUCUAAUUUCAUCCCUGAAGUAUCUGUGGCAAGAUCCAGUAGCAUAGAAGAUAAAAGGUGUGGAGAGUUCAACAUGUUCCACAUGAUCGCCGUGGGGCUGAGCAGUUCCAUCCUCGGCUGCCUCGUCACCCUGCUCGUCUACACCUACUGCCAGCGGUACCAGCAGCAAUCCCACGAUGCCACUGUCAUCCACCCCGUCUCGCCGGCCCCUCUCAACACCAGCAUAACGAACCACAUCAACAAACUGGACAAGUACGACUCGGUGGAGGCCAUCAAGGCAUUUAACAAAAACAACUUGAUUCUAGAGGAAAGAAACAAAUACUUCAACCCACAUCUCACUGGGAAGACAUAUUCUAACGCCUACUUUACAGAUCUCAACAAUUAUGAUGAGUACUAAAAGCUCUUCUAUUUUUGGCUUCUUGUAAAUCCUCAGUUCCUCAAGGCCUGUGCUCCAUGACUGUCCAUGUGUCUGAGGCUCCAGACAUGAUGUUUGGAUACAUUUCACAUUCAUUUCAAGCUGCAAAUUGUCCUAUUGCUGCCAGAAAUACACGUCCUUAAAAGCAACAAAAAUGUAAACAUGACAUCCGAAAAUCUGACCUACAAGUCUUGACUAUUGUUGAAUGAGUCACAGUGUGAGGUUUUCUAUUGUGUUCAGUCCGUUUCUCUAACAAGUCCAUUUUUUUCUUGAGCUUUAUCUUAUAAAUAUGCCACCCACAUGGGAAGGAGUCUUUAGAAAUGUUCACAUCUUAUAGCUUUUGAGUGUAAAUCUCCAUGAUGUUUUAAUUCAAGAAAAUAGGCACUUUAUCUGAGAGCCCCCCCCCCCCCAAGAGUGCGUAGGUUCGUAGUAUUUAAUAAAAUGAAGAAAACGAAUGUGGCCAAACCAUUAUUCACCAUGGAUCUUUCACCCUACCCAAUCUGCAUAAUACAUGGAUUCUCGGAAGCAUCUUGUGUUUGGACAUGGAACGAUUGCGGCCGGGGGAAGCCUAGGGAUUACACCUGACCUGCACCUGCAGAGGUGACGGUUGAGUGUGGCCCCCCCCGCUGUGGAUUUGACACAGUUACUGUGUUGUCACUGGUGGAGGUGGACACACGGAGCAGAGGCACAGACUCAACAAGGUGUGAACCCGUUCUGUAGGUUGCUGCAAAACUAGCCUUAUUCUGACUUUCGUAUUUCAUGGUAUUCCAGGGAGCUCCGUGCCAUGCUGUUGGCCCGGAAGCCCACCUGUCUGCUCCAUACUAAUGUCCUGAAGAACCAGUCUGUAAAUAACCACUUGUGUAGCAGUUGGAUAGACUAUACCUCCUCUCUUCCUGCAAAGAAAAAUCCUGAACAUUUAUGAUGCCAA